Arachis duranensis is the source of this 810-nucleotide messenger RNA. RefSeq names its product zinc finger protein 11-like. NCBI's taxonomy places the organism in Eukaryota, Viridiplantae, Streptophyta, Magnoliopsida, Fabales, Fabaceae. The record is from RefSeq and is a predicted model, not a curated record. Bases 27 to 500 code for a protein of 157 amino acids. The transcript has a single exon.
CUCUCUCUCUCUCUUAACUAGCUUCCAUGGAAGAAGAGGAUACGGAUCCAUCGCCCCCGGGAACUGCUGGCAGAUCGUAUGAGUGUGUGUUCUGCAAGAGAGGCUUCACAACUGCACAAGCCUUAGGUGGACACAUGAACAUUCAUAGAAAGGACAAGGCCAAUAACAGAACCAAACCUACUACUACUUUUCUUAUUCCUUCUUCAACUCAACUUCAUCAUUCCGAUCAUCAUCUCGGCUUCUAUUACUUUUCAUCAUCAACUUCCACACGGAAUAACAACAACAACAACAACAAUAUCUAUGAGGUUCAUUCUGAUUGUUCUUCUUCCAAUCAAGGUUAUUUUCCUCCACCCAAGGAGAGAAACUUGAGUUUUUGCAAUAAUAAUAAUAAUCCAUCAUCAUCAUCAUGUGUUGCUCAAGUUAAAGACAAGGUACAAGAUAACAGUGAUGAAGGUGGCGGCCUUGAUUUAGAGCUCAGACUUGGUCAUCAUCAUCCUUAAUUAAUUAAUAACUAGCAUGCAUAUUAUAAAGCCUAAUUUUGAUUAGCCUACAUAUAUUAUUGUUAUGUCAUACAUAGCUUGAAGCUUCUUCAAUGGAGAAAUAAUGAUGGCUUAACUGCUCUGGAUCCAUCCAUUUUCUGAUGCUGAGAAAUAAGGCAGGUACUCCUGAACUUACCUUUUUAUCCACAAAAAUUGUGUAGCCACAUCAUAUUCUAGGGUUUCUAUGCUUAUAUAUACUAGAAGCUCCUAAUUCAUAUAUAUUAUGUGAAUUAAUUAAUUAUUGUAAUUUUUUUCUAAAUAAAUCUAUAUA